AUGAUCAUUUCUCUCCUACAAUUCGCCCUUUUCAGCUUGGCGUAUGCCACCCAGGAGGUGCUGCGGCCUGCGACAGACCAAAACAAUGAAUUUCGCAUUGUUCGGAGCAGCCAUUCGCCGGAUCACUCAAUCCGAAUCAAACAGCAAAACGAGUCCAUCUGUGCAGCUGGCUCACCUCAAUACACUGGCUGGCUCGAUGUCGGCCACAAGCAUCUUUUUUUCUGGUACUUUGAGAGCCAGAAUGAUCCGUCCAACGAUCCAUUGACCCUGUGGAUGACCGGAGGCCCCGGUGACUCCAGUAUGAUUGGUCUCUUCCAGGAGGUUGGCCCCUGUCUGGUUAAUGAACAUGGCAAUGGAACCUACCACAACCCAUGGGGCUGGUCCCGCAACUCAUCGCUGCUUUUUGUCGACCAGCCCGUCGAUGUGGGUUUCUCAUACAUCGAUGAGGGGUAUGAGCUGCCACAGGACUCGAAGGAGGCCGCGAUUGACAUGCACCGCUUUCUGCAGCUAUUUGUCUCUGAAGCUUUCCCUCACUUGCAGGAACUUCCUGUCCACCUUUCCGGGGAGUCAUAUGCGACCGCGCUGACCUUCCAGGGUCACUAUAUUCCGUACCUCGGCGCUCAGAUUAUACGGCAGAAUGAGCUUUAUCCCAAAGAGCCACAAGUUCAGCUAAAGUCGUGCCUGGUGGGGAAUGGCUUCAUGUCCCCGCGAGAUACAAUGUUCGGGUAUUGGGAGACGCUCUGCACCACGAAUCCAGGCGUGGAGAAGCCCAUAUUCAACCAGACUCGCUGCGAUAUCAUGGCCUCAAACAUGCCCAGAUGCAUGGACGUCAGUGCAGUGUGUGUCCAGAAUGCGGACCCAGCAUUGUGCAGCGCUGCCUUCUCUGUGUGUUACGAGGGUGUAAUCGGUUUCUAUGAAGAUGAGGCCGGUAAAGGUGGCCGUAACAGGUUUGACAUCACGGCGCCCUGUGAAAUCGACGAGAUGUGCUACAUCCAGGUUGCACGAGUCGAACAAUAUCUAAACUCACCAGCUGUGUGGAAGGCACUGUCUCCCCCAAACCAGAUUACCGAAUACAAAAUGGUCUCAGAGGCCGUCAUUCAAGCGUUCGCAAAGACUUCGGACGGUAUGACGUCCACUUCUGAUUUGGUCACGUUUCUCCUGGCGAACCAGGUCCAUUUCCUGGCUUAUCAGGGUAACCUCGAUCUCGCCUGCAAUACAGCCGGGAAUAUCCGCUGGGCGCAUUCCCUGUCCUGGAAGGGUCAGGGUGAGUUCGUGUCCAAGCCACUACGUCCCUGGCACUCGGUUGUUUCAGCCACUGGUCAGAAUGAGACAGUUGGUACCAUGAAGGAAGUUCGGGUUCGUGUGGGCGAUGCAGAGACUGAGUCGCGGUUUGCACUUGUCACUGUGGAUGGAGCGGGUCAUCUGGUGGGCAUCUACGGUUGA
Molecule: messenger RNA, 1443 nt
Organism: Aspergillus pseudoviridinutans
Lineage: Eukaryota; Fungi; Ascomycota; Eurotiomycetes; Eurotiales; Aspergillaceae
Gene: cp8
Product: putative carboxypeptidase Y
Exons: 3
Coding region: 1-1443 (480 amino acids)
Biological process (GO): proteolysis
Cellular component (GO): fungal-type vacuole
Molecular function (GO): serine-type carboxypeptidase activity
Source: RefSeq, a predicted model, not a curated record